AUGAAUUCAACAGGUCUGAUAAGCUGUGGUGGUGGUGGUAGGGGGGCAGUGGUGGUUGUCAUCGGAGGAACUGUAGUGGUGGUGGUUGGUGGGGCAGUAGUGGUUGUUGUCGGAGGAGCCGUGCUGGAGGUUGUCGGAGGAGCCGUGCUGGUGGUGGUCGGUGGGGCAGUGGUGGUUGUAGUCGAAGGAACUGUAGUGGUGGUGGUAGGUGGGGCAGUGGUGGUUGUAGUCGGAGGAACUGUAGUGGUGGUGGUAGGUGGGGCAGUGGUGGUUGUUGUCGGAGGAGCCGUGGUGGUGGUGGUCGGUGGGGCUGUGGUGAUUGUUGUCGGAGGAGCUGUAGUGGUGCUAGGUGGGGAAGUGGUGGUUGUUGUCGGAGGAACUGUGGUUGUGGUAGGUGGGGCAGUGGUGGUUGUUGUUGGAGGAAUUGUAGUGGUGGUAGUCGGUGGGGCAGUGGUGGAUGUUGUGGGAGGAGCCAUGGUUGUGGUAGGUGGGGCAGUGGUGGUAGUUGUCAGAGGAGCCGUGGUGGUGGUAGGUGGGGCUGUGGUGGUUGUUGUCAGAGGAGCCGUGGUGGUGGUGGUGGUACUUGGGGCAGUGGUGAUUGUUGUCGGAGGAGCUGUAGUGGUGCUAGGUGGGGAAGUCGUGGUUGUUGUCGGAGGAACUGUAGUGGUGGUGGUUGGUGGAGCUGUGGUGGUAGUUGUUGGAGGAGCCGUGGUGGUGGUUGUCGGAGGAGUUGUGGUGGUGGUUGGUGGGGCAGUGGCAGUUGUUGUCGGUGGAGCAGUGGUGGUAGUUGUUGGAGGAGUCGUGGUGGUGGUAGGUGGGGCAGUGGUGGUGGUUGUCGGAGGAGCCGUGGUGGUGGUGGUUGGUGGGCCAGUGGUAGUUGUUGUCGGAGGAAUUGUAGUGGUGGUGGUUGGUGGGGAAGUGGUGGUUGUUGUCGGAGGAGCCGUGGUUGUUACUCCUGUUGUUGACGUUUGUGCCGCUGUAGCUGUAGGAGUUAAGUUCACAUACUCUUCAAUAUGAAUUUAUGUAUAUAUUAAGCACAAUUUUUAAUUUCAUAAAACCUUUCAUUAAGUAAUUCUGAGUCAUCAUUCCCAAACGAAUCCUUCAUGUACUAUAUCUUCCUAAUGUAAAUAUGCCAUGAAUUCAUUCCAACAACAGUUUUCACAACAAUUUUCACCCUCACUUGAGUACAUCAAUAUAAUUCAUGAAGUAGAACUUAGACUGCUGUUAAAGAGUAAUGAAUGCUGACCCAAAAUUGACAGCUAGACCCUGAACUUCUACACGUAAUUCACUGGCUGGGCCCAUGUCCUCAUUUUUGGUUUGACAGCAUUUUUAGUAGACAAAGGUGAAUGGCUUAGACAUAAAUUGAGCUGCAGUUUGUCAAAAGCCUAGGAGGGGAUUGAUCCCCAUGUAUUAUUGAAAAAUGAAGAAGUGAAAGCAUUACAAAAGGGGACGCAGGGUGGGGCACUAAAACCAGAAAAAACUGCUCGUAUAACUGGGGGAUUGUAUAUAGAUAAAAACUGAGCCACUGAACACAGGACACAGGUCACAGAUUUCCAUUGUUUAAUUCCUUUUCCAUGGAAUUAUUUGACACCCUUAUAUUUAAAUGUCAAAAUCUAAAGUAAAAAUUACAUUUUUGUUUAGCACAUUAUUUUCCUACAACCAAUACAAGUUUUAAUAUCAUGAGAUAUUCCAUGAUUCUAAUCGCAAAACUGCAUAAUAUUAAUCUAUAGAGUAACAGAAAUAUGGUACCCUAAAUAUUAAUAUUUGUUUUCUGAAAAUUCAAUGAGUAAAAACUUCAUAAACUGUGGGAUAAAUGGCUGGCUGAAAUUUACUGCAGCAUCUGAAAGGCCUCACUUCUAUCCACAUGUUCAUAAAAGCCAACCUUCACCUGUUAUUCCUUCUGUAACAAUCCAAAAUAAUCCUAUAAUAUAAUUAUUUUUUACA
Messenger RNA from Oreochromis niloticus (Nile tilapia), 1944 nucleotides. RefSeq lists its product as uncharacterized. The transcript has 3 exons. The record is from RefSeq and is a predicted model, not a curated record. Lineage: Eukaryota; Metazoa; Chordata; Actinopteri; Cichliformes; Cichlidae. Bases 1 to 1017 code for a protein of 338 amino acids.